AUGAUGCUGAUUAUAGACAUUGCUUGUUUUUUAACAGUCACCUUCUCCAUAAACGACAACUCCAUAAGUAUUGAGGUUCUUACUGGUUCAAACUUUAAGAAAUGGAAAGAGGAUUUUCUAUUUGGUAUGGAACUGGUAGAUAUUCAUAUUGCUCUCACUGAGGAUAAGCCAGCAGAUGUCACUGCUGAUAGUACGGAUAUGGAAAAAGCACUGAGUGCCGCCUGGGCAAAGAGCAAUAGGAUUUGCUUGUUACUGAUGAAGCGAUCCAUUAAGGACCAUUUGAAGAGUAGUUUACCAGCUGACUGCACUGCUAAAGAAAUGAUGGAAACCUUGCAAGCAAGGAACCGUGACUCGUCUAAUGCUGAGGCUGGGACAUACAUGUAG
Molecule: messenger RNA, 384 nt
Organism: Syzygium oleosum
Lineage: Eukaryota; Viridiplantae; Streptophyta; Magnoliopsida; Myrtales; Myrtaceae
Exons: 1
Coding region: 1-384 (127 amino acids)
Source: RefSeq, a predicted model, not a curated record